Messenger RNA from Gossypium arboreum, 1735 nucleotides. Its product is annotated as ras-related protein Rab7-like. Gene Ontology annotation, cellular component: vacuolar membrane. Lineage: Eukaryota; Viridiplantae; Streptophyta; Magnoliopsida; Malvales; Malvaceae. Bases 794 to 1417 code for a protein of 207 amino acids. Gene Ontology annotation, molecular function: GTP binding; GTPase activity. The transcript has 7 exons. The record is from RefSeq and is a predicted model, not a curated record.
UCAACCUUUCAAAAACCACAAUCCCAAGCCCUUAUUGUUGUACCUAGCAACGCCUAACACAUCAGUUAUACCCCUUAAUCUAGCCACCAACACUGUCCCUCAAGACCCCACUACCAACUCUGGCAAGUCUAUUAGUUCUGACCGCACCAUCGACGUUAAGUUUCACCCACCCUUGUGCUAUAGGCCACCAGCCUGUAUCCCGAUUUGUUCGAGGUCUCAUUACAAUUCGUCUGGAUAGCAAUGUUUUUCCCAUGAGAGGCUUCUAGCAACGAUGUACACGUAUGAAGUGUCUUCAGGUCAAUCAUUCGUUUGUUCCUCCUCUUCAACAUGUUCUCAACUAUCCAAACUACAAGCUGCCAGGUCCUCCUUCGCCCAAUCCGCAACCAGAAAUAUCGUCUCCCGCAGCUUCCAUAGGUGGCCAUGAGCUAAGAAACAUAUUGAGCCUCUAAUCCCAUCCUCCUUCAGAGUUAACUAAAUAUCUUACUCGUAUCUACCUAUGUUAUAUUACGACAAUGAUUACUUAAAGGGUCUAAUUUUGCAACUCAAGUAUCCUUCUAAAAUUUAACGUGCAUAUCGUUAUUAAUUUAUUUUAAGAUUACAACUUUAUUAUUUUUAAAUAAGAAAAUUAUAUUUUUAAAAUGAUCUAACCACUUUAACUAAAAAGAGGGGAAAAGAAAGUAAAUUAAGUUAAAAGAAAAUUAAUUAACCAUUGAACUAUUUAUUUUAAAAAAUAAAAUCUCACAAUUAUCUACAAAAACAAAAAAGCAACAGUAAAGUUUCGAAAUCCGAUUCCAUGGCUUCUCGUCGGCGUAUGCUUCUAAAGGUGAUAAUUCUUGGUGACAGUGGGGUUGGAAAAACAUCUCUAAUGAAUCAGUAUGUUAAUCGUAAAUUCAAUAAUCAAUACAAAGCCACAAUAGGAGCGGAUUUUUUGACAAAAGAGAUCCAAUUUGAAGAUAGAUUGUUCACAUUGCAGAUAUGGGAUACUGCUGGGCAAGAAAGAUUUCAAAGUUUAGGGGUAGCAUUCUAUCGAGGAGCUGAUUGCUGUGUAUUAGUGUACGAUGUCAAUGUCGCCAAAUCCUUUGAUGAUCUUAACAACUGGCGAGAAGAAUUCUUGAUUCAGGCCACUCCAUCUGAUCCUGAAAACUUUCCUUUUGUCGUGUUGGGAAAUAAGGUUGAUCUUGAUGGUGGUAAUAGUCGAGUGAUUUCUGAAAAGACGGCAAUGGCAUGGUCUGUUUCAAAGGGAAACAUACCGCACUUCGAGACAUCAGCAAAAGAAGGAUUCAAUGUUGAUGCCGCAUUUGAAUGUAUAGCCAAAAAUGUUCUCAAGAAUGAACCUGAAGAAGAAAUAUACCUUCCUGAAAAUAUUGAUGUCGUCGACGGUGGUUGGCCUCAGAAAUCGACUAGUUGUGAAUGUUAGUUGAGUCCGUCGGAUUGGAAGCCAGCUAAUUUUGAUCGGAGCACCAAAAAGAAAACCUACCGUAGAUUCCGCCAUUCUAUCAUCAAUUAACGGUGAACGUUUUGACAAUUAGUAAUAAACUAGGGACUGGUUUUUUGUAACAUAAGCUGGUAGAAAGGUUGAUUGUUCUUUGGUCUUGUUCUGUAAUAAAAACCGUGUAGGCUCUGUUUUAUUUGUAGUCUUCCUAAUCCUGCUCUUUACAUAACAUGGAUGAACGAUGGUUAACCAAUUUAAAUAUUUUUCUCUUGGAAUUUGGAUUCUUGUUUUGAGUAUCAAAAA